Scleropages formosus (Asian bonytongue) is the source of this 2568-nucleotide messenger RNA. Its product is annotated as WAS/WASL-interacting protein family member 2-like. The transcript has 10 exons. Bases 1162 to 2529 code for a protein of 455 amino acids. The record is from RefSeq and is a predicted model, not a curated record. Gene Ontology annotation, molecular function: actin binding. NCBI's taxonomy places the organism in Eukaryota, Metazoa, Chordata, Actinopteri, Osteoglossiformes, Osteoglossidae.
CUACAGCCUCGUCGUCAAUCGAUGUUGUCGGAGAGGAGCGACUGGAGAUCUUCGCUCGCGACUCGGUACUCUGGUUUCCUCCCAUGGUCCAAAGCCAUUUGAGUUGAUCUGGAUACACUAAGAUUGGAAUGACUGCUGUCGAGUCAUUGGGCUCAUGGAGAGCACUUGGUUUUCACGAUUGGACUUCACUUUGGAGUGUGGGAGGGAACCCGAGCAAACCCAGGAAGAGCACAGACUGGUCAAGGUUUGAACGUGGUUCUGAAUGUGCAGCCCAAGUGCUGCCCAAACUCUCUGAUGAUAAAUUGUCAUAGGAAAACAUUUAUUAUAGUAUGAGUUAGUAUUUAAAAAGAUGAAUUGUGGAAUUGUUCAGUUCCCACAACACUUAUUUGUAAUCAUCCGUUGACGUGUAUAGCAGUAAACAAACAUUGUAUGGAAGCUGAACAGUCAGUUUUGUGACUGAAGCACCAUGGAUCAUGAUGGUCAAACCAGAAAGGCCAUGGUCAAGAUGUCCUUAUCAAUAAUGAUACCAGGAGUUAUUACAGAUCAUGGUGAGGAAAAACAGACCCCUGAGUGUUGACUGGAUGUUUGGACACAGCGGGUUUCUAGGUUUUCCAUACAUCUUGUUGAUAAGCAGUCCAACAUGUCCUCUUUGUGCAGUAGCCAAAAUGUGUUUACAAAGUUGCAAAGUGUCAGAUUCACGUGUCUUUUUUUGAAAAAGUAUAAUGUACGUUAAAGCACUAGAUUUUAUUUGGAUUUUUUUUUUAGUGCAAAUGUUAAGAUUCCCUGAAACUGCAACGAUGGCGUUACGGUCCAUACAGUUCACUGAUUUCUUGUACACCUUUAACAGAACAGAGUACGGAAAUUAAAAGCAAAUGGGUAAGUGCCCAAUAUGUGUCGGUGUGCCUGGCGUUUACCGCACAUUCCUCUGGAAUUCCAGUGCAACGCCGUCAACACCUGAAGCCCGCACAGUCACAUUCCAGUUGUGCUGCGAAAACUUGUUUGAACACUCUUUGAAAGUGUUCUUUACCUCCAGUUUCUCUUGACCUCGACUCAAGGGCCUGAUGGUGCCUGGUGGUGCCGUUGUUUGAGAGUUCUUUGUGUGCACAGAAAUACGCCGCAGUGACACCUUGAAGAGAAGCGGCGUAUAAACUGAGGGACAGGAUGCCAAUUCCUCCCCCUCCCCCACCACCCCCUGGCGGACCCCCACCGCCCCCCACAUUCAGCCAGGCAAAUACAAACCCACCGAAACUAAGCCGUGAUGAGGCCAAAGGCAGAGGGGCCCUGCUGUCAGACAUCUGUAAGGGCGCCAAGCUGAAGAAGGUUGCUGUGAUCAAUGAUAGGAGUGCACCUUUGAUCGAGAAAUCCAAAGGGAGUGCUGGUGGAGGUAGCAGCUGCAGCUCUGCUGGGGGCAUUGGAGGUGGGGCUGCUCCUCUGAAUCCAAUGGGAGGACUCUUCCAAGGGGGUGUGCCUAAGCUUCGACCAGUUGGAGAUGGAUCAGUGGGACGGUCAGCGCUGCAGCCUCCUGGGUCUCGACCUUCUGUGCCUCGUGCCUCUGGUGGCUCAGUGAACCCCAACGCUUCUGGGUCUGGAAAUCAGGUGGAUGGAGAUACCAGUAGCCUGCAGGCAUCCCCUCCAGAGCUACCCCGCUCCCACCGGCCUUCCCUCCCGGACAUAUCCCGGCCACCGAGCACCACUAGUUCCUCUGGGGGUAUGAAACACAGCUCCUCAGCCCCACCGCCGCCGCCACCUGUGAACCGCCGUGGCAAUGCUCCCCCUGCACCCCAGCAGAAGGCCACCGCCCCCUCCUACAACAGGGAGAAGCCGCUCCCACCCACCCCUGGACACAGAGGGCUGCCAUCUUCUGGCCGUGAUGCUGCACCUCCACCACCAGUUAAACCUCCUCCUUCACCACUGAACACCUCCCGGCCUCCCAGUGCAUCCUUGGUACCACCACCUCCACCAUACCGCCAGCCGCCUGGAGUGUCAAAUGGGCCCUCGAGUCCAGUGAAGGAAGCAGCCCCAGAGCUUCCUCAGAGGCACAACUCCCUACACAAGAAGAUCCCAUCUGGCACCCCAUCACGAGCCCAUGCCCCACCGCCUCCACCCUCUCCAUCUCCCCAGAGCAGCAGGCCACCCCCUCCAGCCCGGGAGCCACCUGGCCGUGGAGCAGCUCCACCAGUACCACCUCCUAUGGUAAGGAAUGGUGGAAGAGAAGCUCCCCCGCCCCCGCCCCCAUACAGGAUGCACGGUAGCACUGCUCACAGUGCUGUGGAUUCGCAGAGCCGAGGGAAACCCCCGCCCCCUCCAUCUCGAACCCCUGCUGGUCCCCCACCGCCUCCACCACCCGUUCGCAAUGGGCACACUUCCAUUUCCAAGUCGUUCAUAGAUGACUUUGAGUCCAAGUAUUCCUUUCAUGCUAUUGAGGACUUCCCACCACCAGAGGAGUACAGGCAUUUCACUAAAAUCUACCCCAGCAAGACAAACAGAGUGAUCAGGGGGGCUCCGCCAUUGCCACCUGUGGCAAGGUGAACAGUGUGACAGAUCCCUACUACUGUACGCAAGACAAAA